AUGGUUCUCUUUAAGAGGAAGCCAGUACAAUAUGCACCAAAACCGGAAAUUGAGAAUGAAGACACAGAGGUCUGGGUGAUUCCUGCUACUGGAGAGUAUUUCUUAGACUACGAAGAUUACUUAAAUCGAAUGGAUUUCUACAAACAGCGUCGAUUUAUUUGCCAAAUCUCAGGCCAUUCUGGUCUAUCAUUCUUUGAGGCACUUAAGAGUGAGUUGGCAGGUGCGCAAGAGGUCGAAGAGGCAUUUCCAAACGCAUUGAAGCAGCCAAUCCUAAGACGUGUACAAUUCCAAACCAUUUCUCGAAUCGAUACCUUGGUGGACACGAUUUUCGAAGAGUUUAGGUCCGAUUAUUAUCCUGGAGAGGUCGUCACAGUUCAUGUGGUUACAGGCGAUCGACUUACUGGUACCGUGAGAGAAAAAACACAUUUUGGAAGCAAAGUUCUGCCGGAUGGCACACUGAGCGCACCUUUCUCAAGAUAUUUUGUUAGCCUAGACGGUCGACCAAACGAAGAGGCAGUAGUGGACGACGCUCAUAUUACGCGUGACCGCAAGAUUUUCACAAAACAAGUUCUGCGGUCUUUCAUUAAGAAAACUGUUACGAGGGAGGCAUGGACCGGUGCGCCUUGGUUGGUGAAGCACGAUGUGGCCGCCAUUUAUAAUAUCGACAUUAGAGUUCCUCCGCAUCUUCGAUAUGAGAGUAAAGCAGCGGAAAGAAAACAAAACCAAUCUCAAAAAAAGAUCGGAGCGACUGAUUUUGAUGGUAUGGUUGGUAGCUUUCACGGAGGAAAUGGACCACAAGCUAGACUCCCGGAGUUGAAGCCAGCACCCAAGAGCCACAAGAGCAAGCAGCAACAGUCCCAACUGGCAAAGACCAAUGGGCCACCACAACAAGUGGGACCUCACUUCCAAAACUUCCACAACUCUACCUUCGCGUUUGCGCCUCUUGCAUCCCUUCCUCCGGCUCCUCCACCACCACCGCCUAUCAAAUACCCAAUUGAGGAUUUGGAAGUGGCCCCUAGAGUUGAUGGACCGAAACGACCCGACCUUAAAUACUUUUCGCAAGAUAAUCCUAUGAUCUGUGGAAGACCAAGCGCCGAGGGUAAUGGCAUUCAUAUGUCAUCCAUUGGCCAAUUACUAGAAACAUGGGACACUUUAAAUGUCUAUUGUCAAAUCUUCAAAUUGGACUCAUUUACUUUUGAUGAUUUCGUUGAAGCAUUACAAUUUACGUCAGAAGAUGUAGACUGCGAGUUAUUCGUAGAAAUUCAUUGCGCGGUUUUGAAGAUUUUGGUAAAUUCCGAUGCCGAUGAUGGAAAACUACAGGUUCAACUACCUGAAUUGGAAGAUUCAGACGAUGAGGAUGAAGAUUCUAUAGAGGCUAGCGCUGUGCCAACACCUACACCAGAACCAGAGCCAAAACCCAAGGGACGCGCCACUAGAAGUAGUCUGGCAAAAGCUGAGGCGGAAGCUUUACAGAAGGCAGCCGAGCAACCCCCGGAAGAACCAGCUGGACCAGUAAAUACUCACCGCGCAGCCGAGAUGGAAGAUAGCAUUGAAUGGAUCGAGAAGUUAAGAAAGCGUGACUUCAAAAAUGGUGGUUGGGAAGCUAUCAUGGUUGGCCUGUUACAUCAACUUUCGAAAGAUGAGAGGUAUUUUGCUGAUUGCGAGGCACUUCUUGUUCAACUCGCCCCUCUCAACAUGGAACCGACACAAGAGACUGCUCGUCUUCAAUAUGCCAAACUUGACGUCAACCUUCGUAUCAAGGCUCUUCAAAUCAUCUGCAUGCUUACUGCCGAAACCAGGGCAAUUCGUGGGUACAUGGAAGAAAGUAGUGAACAUAUGACGAUGCUUCGAAAGGAAAAGAUUCAGUUCCAGCGCACUAGGAAGGAUGCACAUGAUGCUCUUAAGAAACUCAACGAAACGCGAAAAGCACUUGAACCACCCCCUGAACCAAGUCCUGCGCCAGUUGUAGAGAAGGCUGCGGAGAAAGAAGCUUCAGCUAGUGUCAAUGGAGAUGUGACUAUGCACGAUGUCGAGGAAGAAGUUCAAGAUUCUCAUGGUGAUGAAAUUAUGGACUCAGAUGAAGAAGCUCCUCCAACCCGAUCAUUACGUCGUGGACUUGAUCGAGCAGCCGAACGAAAGCGCAAGCGUGAAGCUGAACAGGAGAAGAAAGCAAAAGCAGAGGCAGAACCUAAAGCGCCGAAACAAUCUAAGGCACUCACAAAGGUUCUUAAAGACAUACAAAAAUUACAGGAUAAGAUUAAGGAGUGCGAGGAAGAAAUUGCCAUACUCGACAAUGAUCUUCGAGAGGCCGAUUGUCCUCGUACUCGUGUACUUGGUAAGGAUCGAUUUUGGAAUCGCUAUUAUUGGUUUGAACGCAAUGGUAUGCCAUACAGUGGUCUUCCUACAAGCUCUACUGCUGAUGCUGGAUAUGCCAACGGAUGUAUCUGGGUCCAAGGACCAGAUGAUCUUGAGCGUGAAGGAUUUAUCGAAAUGCGACCCGAAUGGCAAGAUGAAUAUCGAUAUAAAUUCAAUAUGACGGUACCGGAACGGAAGGUUAUGGAAGAAGGAAAUACUCAUGUAUUCAAUGCUCAUCAAUGGGGAUACUAUGAAGAUCCUGAUUCAGUUGAUGGUUUACUUAAUUGGCUCGAUGCUCGUGGCAAUAACGAGUUGAAACUUCGAAAGGAACUUCAACUUUACAAGGACAAGAUUGUUACUCAUAUGGAAAAGCGGAAGGAAUACCUUAACCCUAGCGAUGAAAAGAGUGUUGAUUCAAGUCAUAAACGAAUGUCGACUCGUGGAAAACAACAACCUCAUGUUGAUCAUACAGCUCAUCGAUGUUUAUCUUGGCGUAAUAAUACAGCGAUUAGUGAAUUGGGACAUCUACAUUCAGAUCAACCACGAAAUCGUAAACCAGCUAAGAAAGCGGCUCCAAUUUUACCACCAGCGAUUGAGGAAGAGAGACAAACUAGAAGUGAGGCGGCGAAGAAACAGAGGAAACGUUAA
This is a messenger RNA of Sclerotinia sclerotiorum 1980 UF-70, 3003 nucleotides long. RefSeq lists its product as hypothetical. Bases 1 to 3003 code for a protein of 1000 amino acids. The transcript is spliced from 8 exons. NCBI's taxonomy places the organism in Eukaryota, Fungi, Ascomycota, Leotiomycetes, Helotiales, Sclerotiniaceae. The record is from RefSeq and is a predicted model, not a curated record.